UGGGGGUGAGGGAGUGACGUCACCGUGCAGGGCGGGGUCGGGGCGGUGCGCGUGGUGCCCCGCACAGCGCUUUGCAGGAGAGUCCUGGGACAAUUCUGAAAAUGUCGGCGGGAGCCCAGGCUACCGGUCCCGGCCUCCCGCGGCCCUCCCUCCCGGUCUGCCUGUCCCUGGGAGUGGCCUCCCUUGUCUGCUUCGUAGCCUGUUUCGGCACAGGGGCGGAGUUCGUGCGGUUCCUGUCAUUCGGGGCCAUAUUCGGGAACAUCAGCGGCGGGCUGGAGGACGGAACCCCUCUAAUUUGGAGAGAUGCUAUUGGAGACACUGUGUUCCUGCGCUCCAUUGCAGUAAAUGUUGCAUUGCUGCUUUUAUUUAUCAUCCAGCACAGCCUCAUGGCUCGGCCUGUUGUAAAGGACAUGGUCACACAAGUGUUUGGCGUUCUCCAAAGAUCCAUAUACAUACUUUGCACUGCUCUCUCCCUACAGAUCAUGAUGAGACACUGGCAGUUCUUCCCGCGUGGCCCCUAUCUGUGGAACGUCCCUACGGCUCCGUGGAGUACCUGGCUUCCCCUGCUGUGUGCGCUCCUGCACACUGUAUCGUGGCUGCUUAUAUUCAGUGUCCUGCUUAUCUUUGAUUAUGCCGAGCUUAUGGGCAUG
Molecule: messenger RNA, 650 nt
Organism: Pseudophryne corroboree (corroboree frog)
Lineage: Eukaryota; Metazoa; Chordata; Amphibia; Anura; Myobatrachidae
Gene: NRM
Product: nurim
Exons: 3
Cellular component (GO): nuclear membrane
Source: RefSeq, a predicted model, not a curated record